AUGACGUCCCCACCCGCCCUCCUCACCCUCCCCACCGAACUCCUCCUGCACAUAACUUCCCACAUAACCGGCCCCCGCCGCACCUCCACCCUCGCCGCCCUCUCCCUGACCUGCCGCCGCCUGCACGCCAUCGCAGACGGCUACCUCUACACGCAAAUCCAAAUCCAGAUCGGAAAAGAAGACCUCCUCACGCGGACCCUGCGGCAAAGAAAGAAUGUCAAGGACCAGGUUUUGGACGUGGGAUUGGGCUGCGCGAUGACGAUCUGGUUCGGGGAGGAGAUGGGGAGGGAGGUGGGGGGUUCGGCGUGGGCGGGGGUCGAGGUGAAGAGGGGGAGGAAGAGGGGGGAGCGCAGGAUCAAAGACACCUGUGCAAGAGGAGAUGGGGUCGUGGGCGAUGAGGAGGACGCGGGUGGGGUGUGA
Molecule: messenger RNA, 420 nt
Organism: Paraphaeosphaeria sporulosa
Lineage: Eukaryota; Fungi; Ascomycota; Dothideomycetes; Pleosporales; Didymosphaeriaceae
Exons: 1
Coding region: 1-420 (139 amino acids)
Molecular function (GO): protein binding
Source: RefSeq, a predicted model, not a curated record